CCUCAGCCGAUACACUGGAACCGGGACCAACGCAGUCAGGAAAACCAGAACCCAACGCGGCCUCUUCUGCGCGCUGAGGAAGGGAGGAGGGGCGGGGGCCUGGUCAGAUAACUGACACUUUAUUUCCUUACAUCAAAGAAAAUGUUAAAGAGUAUCUGCAAACACAUUGGGAAGAAGAGGAAUGCCAGCAGGAUGUCAGUCUCUUGAGGAAACAGAAGCCAAAAGCAAACUCCAUGUUAUUUAUGACUUAAAGGCUGAAGAGGAUUCCCACCUGGAUGGGGCCGUUCCGAUUCCUGCAGCAUCUGGGAACGGGGUGGACGACCGGCAGCAUAUGAUCCAGGCUGUGGUGGACAAUGUGUACUGGCAGAUGUCUUUGGACCGAAAGACCACGGCGCUGAAGCAGCUGCAGGGCCACAUGUGGAGAGCGGCAUUCACAGCUGGGCUCAUGAAAGCAGAGUUCUUUGAAGAUGUAGUUCCAGCAGUCAGGAAAUGGAGAGAGGCUGGAAUGAAGGUGUAUAUCUAUUCUUCAGGAAGCGUAGAGGCACAGAAACUAUUAUUUGGGCAUUCUACAGAGGGCGAUAUUCUGGAGCUUUUUGAUGGUCACUUUGAUACCAAGAUUGGGCACAAAGUGGAGAGUGAGAGUUAUAGAAAGAUUGCAAACAGCAUUGGGUGCUCAACCAACAACAUCCUGUUUCUGACAGACGUUACUCUAGAGGCCAGUGCUGCUGAGGAAGCGGAGGUGCACGUAGCUGUGGUGGUGAGACCAGGUAAUGCAGGACUAACUGAUGAUGAGAAGACUUACUACAGCCUCAUCACAUCCUUCAGCGAACUCUACCUGCCUGCCUCAACCUAGAGAAGGAUUCAGAGGAAGACCAGACUGUUCCCCAGAGUCGUCCCUGUAGUCUAGUUUUAUUCUAAUGGUAAAAGUAAUUUACUUAAAAAAUACAUAUAUACACAUACAUAUGUAUUAUGCAGGUGGAUAUAUGUAUAUGUUCAAAGUGUCUUCCACAGGCAUAUAAAUGGAAAAAGAAAAAUACUCAGUUCAGUGAAAUGGAAGCUUAUUUUAAAAUGUAUUAUAUGUAGAAAUUGUUUGAAGCCACAACUCUAACCCUUAUUGAGGGCAAAGUGUAGUUGAUAAAAGAAAUUACUAAAAUAAAAAUCAAAUGUGUUAUGUUUAUCAGGUCAUGUACCAAAAUGAAAAGCUAGUUUUGGGAAGUUAUUCAGAAGUCUUGCUAUUUUAAAAACAAAGCAUUUCAAAGGGUUAUUCCUAAUAAUAACUUGUUGCCCCUCUUUAAUUGUUAGAAGAUUACAGUGGUUGCAUUUCACAAUAUUUGCCUCUGUAUAUACAAAAGACAAAGGUGUUUGCUUCUGCCCCAAAAGAACAAAAUUGGGAAAGAAACCUUACUCAAGUUGUAAUCGAGCAUCUGCUAGUUCAGAAGAAACUUGCUAAUCAUCGUGGCAGCCACAGCAAGCAGUUGCCUUACCAAUGAAAAAGGUGCACUGACGUAACAGCCAGAAUACACAUGUGGUUCUCAGUAUUUAACAAACCAUUCCUAAUCCUGCCAGCUGUUAUCAUUAAAGAUUUUAUGCUUGCCUUUCUAACUACUUAGCAGUUUUAGAAUAUUGCUGUUUACUAUUAAUAAAACAAAAAUGGUUUUACUGAAAUUAGUCCAUAAGAUCAAAAAGAGCUCUAAUAUGUAAUAUUUUCCUCUGUAAUGGAUGUGAGAAAUGUAAAUUUUAUAACAGUAUUAUUUAUCGUGAUUCAUUUCUAAUAAGAUCUCAUGUCUGAUUCAUGUUGUGAUUAAUAAAAGCAUUUUUUUUACUCAGUUUUAAGUAGGUCCCUGAUCUAGAGUUCCACAAACUGCCAUAAGAGAAACAAACUGAAAAGAGAAUGAAAAAAUAAGAGUUUUAUUUUAGUUUUCUACUAAAUUGUAUAUGUGCGUGUGUAUGUGUUUUAAUAGAAUGCCAGUGGAAAAUCAUUGACUAUUAUUUGUAUUAUGUGGCUAACCUCACUGGUUAUUAUUUCAUUUGGAUAGUAUGCAUUGAGGGUAUGAGUUGGGUUUCUUAGAGUUUUUGGAAUCUUAUAUUUGAGGUAUAUAAGUUAAUAUUCGAAGGAGGUAAUUAUUCUCCUAAUUGAUCAAGAAAAACUGUAACGGAUCCUAGAGGGAUCAUUUUGGGAUGUUUUAAUAAGGGAAAGGAAGUAGUCUUGCAAAUAAGAGAGCACAGGGGAAAUAAAAUAUUUUAUGUUGAUAGUUUUUAUCUUAUAAUAAUUAAGAAAUCUGAUGACUACAAAAAUACACAGGAGUAGAAAAAGGGAAAUGAGUUUUAGUAAAUCUUAGAAAUGGGAGUAGUUUAUGAAUGAUGGUAAAACCAUUGUUAGGUGCCAUCAAGUCAGUUCUGACUCACAGUGACCCUGUGUAUGACAGAAUGAAACACUGCCUGGUCUGGCGCCAUCCUCACAAUCAUUGCUAUGUUUGAGCCCGGUCUUGCAGCCACUGUGUCAAUCCAUCUUGUUAAGGGUCUUCCUCAUUUUCAUUGACCUUCUACUUUACCCAGCAUAAUGUCUUUCUUCAGAGACUGGUCCCUCCUGAUAAAAUGUCCAAAGUAUGUGAGAUGAAGCCUCACCAUUCUUGUUUAGGAGCAUUCUGGCUUUAGUUCUUCCAAGACUGAUUUGUUCAUUCUUCUGGUAGUCCAUGGUAUAUUCCACAUUCUUGGCCAACACCAUAAUUCAAAGGCAUCAAUUCUUCAGCCUUCCUUAAUCCUUGUCCAGCUUUUGUGUGCAUACGAGGUGACUGAAAACAUGAUAGCUUGGAUUAGGUAGAGACCUGGUGGCACAGCGGCUGAGAGUUCAGCUGCUAAUCAAAAGGUUGGCAGUUUGAAUCCACCACCUGCUCCUUGGAAACCCUGUGGGCAAUUCUACUUUGACUCGUAGGGUCACUGUGAGUCAGAACUGACUCUACAGCAACAGGUUUGGUUUUUUGGGUCAGGCACACCUUAGUCCUCAAAGUGACGUCUUUGCUUUUUUAAUACUUCAGAGAGGUCUUUUGCAGCAGAUUUGCCCAGUGUGAUACACCAUUUGAUUUCUUGACUGGUCUUUCCAUGGGCAUUCAUUGUGGAUCCGAGAACAAUGAAAUCCUUGACAACCUCAAUCUUUUCUCUGUUUAUCAUGAUGUUGCUUAAUUGGUCCAGUUAUGAGGGUUUUUGUUUUCUUUAUGUUGAGGUGUAAUCCACACAGAAGGCUGUAGUCUUUGAUCUUCAUCAGUAAGUACUUCAAGUCGUCUUUGCUUUCAGCGAAGUCACGUCAUCUGCAUAUUACAAGUUAUUAAUGAGUCUUCCUCCAAUCCUGAUGUCGCAUUCUUCAUAUAAUCCAUCUUCUUGGAUUACAAUUUACCAGAAAUACCUUUUUUCAACCACAUAAAUGGCAGCUAUACGCUUGGACCUUGCCAAAAGGAAUACACAGGAAUCAAAUCUACUGUGUCUGUGGAAAGAGACAAUAGAGAAGGUCAAUACAAUCAGUCAGAACAAGGCCAGGGGCCAGCUGUGGAACAGACCACCAGUUACUCCUAUGCAAGUUAAAGUUUAAGCUGAAGAAAAUUAAAACAAUUCUAAGAGAGCCAAAGUACAACUUUACGUAUAUUCCACCUGAAGUAGAGACCAUUCAAGAAUAGAUUUGAUGCAGUGAACACUAAUGACCAAAAGAGCAGACAAGUUGUGGGAUGACAUCAAGGACAUCAUACAUGAAGAAAGGAAAAGGUCAUUAAAAAGACAGAAGAAAGAUAAGAGCAAAAUAGAUGUCAGAAGAGACUCUGAAACUUGCUCUUGAAUGUGGACUAGGAAGCAAAAGGAAGACAUGAUGAAGUAAAAGAGCUGAACAGAAUAUUUCAAAGGGUAGCUCAAGAAGACGAAGCAUUAUAAUGAAGUGUGCAAAGACCCAGAGUUAGAAAACCAAAAGGGACGAACAAGCUUGGCAUUUCUCCAGCUGAAAGAACCGAAGAAAAAAUUCCAGCCUCUAAUUACAGUAUUGAAAGAUUUUAUGGACAAAAAUUUGAACAAUGCAGGUAUCUUGCUUAUCUAGUGCUGCUAUAACAGAAGUGCCACAGUGGAUGGCUUUAACAAAGAGAAAUUUAUUCUCUCACAGUUUAGGAGGCCAGAAGUCCAAAUUCAGGGUGUCAGCUCCAGGGAAGGAGUUCUCCCUCUGUUCCCCUGGUCUAGGAGAUUCUCAGUGCAGGGAGCCCGGUUCCUAAGGACGCACUAUGCUCCCGGCUUUGCUUUCUUGGUAAGAGGUCCCCCAUCUUCCUGUUUGCUUCUCUCUUUUAUAUCUCAAAAGAGAUUGACUUAAGGCACAACCUAAUUUUGUAGAUUGAAUUUUGCCUCAUUAACAUAACUACUUCUAACCCUGCCUCAUUAACAUCACAGAGGUAGGAGCCACAACACAUAGGAAAAUUACUUCAGAUCACAAAAUGGUAGGCAACCACACAAUACUGGGAAUCAUGGCCUAGCCAAAUUGACACAUAUUUUGGGGGGACAUAAUUCAUGGCAUUCCAUCUCUUGUCCCCCCAAAAUUCAUGUCCAUGUCACAUGCUAUCAUAUCAAUAGCAAAAACUUUUAAAUCACCUCCAAAUCCAAAAAUUCCUCUUCAUCUGUGAAAUUGAGAAUACAAGUUAUCUGCUUCCAAAGUACAAUGGUGGAACAGGCACAAGCCAGACAUUUCCAUCACAAAUGGGAGAAAUUGGAGGGAAAGAAGAAAUAACAGGUACCAAACAAGUCAGCCAAACACAUUAUACCUCUGAAGGCUUGAAAAUAAUCCUCUGUUGUCUGAGACCAUGUAGGCAAUGGUCCUGCCCCCUAGAGUCUGGGUGUUGGCCACAUCCUACAGAUUCUGAGUGGAGGCCCCUCAGCCUUGGGCUUCAGCUCUGCCUUCUAGGACCACUGGAAUGGCACCUCUUCUCCCUUGGAUUUGGGUGGCCCCACUCUCCUAGUCCAAGUGGCGAACCUACCUUUUCAGCCCUGGCAGACCCUGUUUUUCUGCCCCUUGGGUAGUGGAUCUGGCCCCAUCCCGUUGGCAUUUGUGGAUGGUGGCCCCACACUCGGGAACUGAGUUGGUUAAGAUCCUACUUUUUGAAAACUAGGAGGCUUAGGCCCUACUCUUAGAAACUCCAGAGGCCAUGGCUUUACCCUUUGAGACCUCAGAGGUUAGGGCCCUACUUUUUGAAACUGAGGCAGCUCUGUUGCCUGUGUUCCUUGUCCCUUUACCUUCUGCUUCCUGGUUUCUUGGCCUCUGGGUCCCUCUGGCCUCGCUUCUGUGUCUGCCGUGCUGGGGCAAGUGUUCCAAAGCUCUUUAGCUCCACUGAUAAGGGCCUGAAGGCACCCCACUCAGCCAGGAAGCCUCCUGUGCAAAGGCGCUCAGCUUUCUGCGCUGUGCAUCAGCUCCAGUGCUGCCUUGCACCAGUCUCCUGGUUCUGCUGCUGCCAUUUUGCUGCUUCUCACUAUCUGUACCGUAUCCAGUAUUAAUAGAUCUACUCACUUCCUUCUGAGUCCUCACCAGAAUUAUCUUCGAUGUACAUAAUUCCACCAACAGUCUCUUCAAGGCAACUAGGCUUUUACUAUUAUCCAUUGCCAUCGAGUCAAUUCCAACUCAUUGCAACUCUAUAGGACAGAGUAGAACUGCCCCAAAGGGUUUCCCAGGAGUGGCUGGUGGAUUUGAACCACCGACCUUUUAGUUAGCAGCCAUAGCUCUUAACUACUGUGCCACCAGGUCUCCAGGCUUUUACUUUUAGGCACUUUAAAACUCUUCCAGCGUCUGUUCAUUUACAGUUUCAAAAGUGUUUCUGCAUUUUAAGUGUCUGUCAGAGUAGCACCUCACUCUCUUGGUACCAGAUUCUGUCUUAGUUAUCUACUGCUGCUGUAACAGAAAUACCACCUGUGGAUGGCAUUAACAAAGAAAUUUAUUCUCUCACAGUUUAGGAGGCUAGAAGUCCGAAUUCAGGGUGCCAGCUCUAGGGGAAGGCUUUCUUGUUCUGUUGGCUCUGAGGGGAGGUCCUUGCCAUCAAUCUUCCCCUGGUCUAGGAGCUUCUCAGUGCAGGGACCCUGAGUCCAAAAGAACAUACUACGCUCCUGGCUUUGUUUUCUUGGUGGUAGGAGGCCCCCAUGUCUCUCUGCUGACUUUUUAUAUCUCAGAAGAGAUUAAGACAACCUAAUCUUGUAGAUUGAGCCCUCUCCCAUUAACAUAACUGCUUCUAAUCCUUCCUCAUUAACAUCAUGGAGGACAGGAAAAUCACAUCAGAUCACAAAAUGGUGGACAACCAUGCAAUACUGGGAAUCAUGGCCUAACCAAGUUGGCACAUAUUUGGGGGGGAUAUAAUUCAAUCCAUAAGAGCCGGUAAAAUCAGAAAUGGUGAUAAGAGGACGAAAUUCACAGUUUCUGGGAAAGAUCAUGAGAGAACAUGAGUAAAGAGCAUCUCUUAAUGACAGUAAAGGAGUAAUUGGAAAAGAAAGAAAAAAAUAAAAAUUACGCACUAGGAUCUAGAUUUGAGAGGAAUUUAAGGAAGAACAGGAGAGGGCACAGAAUUGAGAUAGAGAGGUAUUUGCUGUCCAUGACAAAAAAAAAAAAACAGAAGAA
Messenger RNA from Loxodonta africana (African savanna elephant), 6619 nucleotides. It is a transcript of the gene ENOPH1, whose product is annotated as enolase-phosphatase 1. Gene Ontology annotation, molecular function: magnesium ion binding; acireductone synthase activity. Lineage: Eukaryota; Metazoa; Chordata; Mammalia; Proboscidea; Elephantidae. The record is from RefSeq and is a predicted model, not a curated record. The coding region runs from base 182 to 853 and encodes 223 amino acids. The transcript is spliced from 6 exons.